CUCCGCUUUACAUUUCAGCAAAUUCGUCAAUCAAUAAGCGUGCCAAUCCUGUAUAUUGUGCCGGUCUCACAUUCGAUACAACUACCGAUCCUACCUAUGAUAAAGUUGUUUGCCAUGACACUGGUGGACAAACCCUUGAUAGUUUUUAUGUUCCAAAAGAUGCCUUCCCAAAAGGUGAUUUCGAUGAAAAUUGGGAGUAUAACCCUUGUUGUCAUAUAAAACAAAAAAUUGAUUUCGUAGAAGUUUUUGAAUUUGCGAAAUUUUCCAAAGGAUAUUGUGACAAAGACCAUUACGAGGUGGCCGCUAAAGAAUUCUUUAAAAAUAAUAAUAAUGUU
This is a messenger RNA of Racocetra persica, 335 nucleotides long. The record is from the annotation of a GenBank genome assembly. Lineage: Eukaryota; Fungi; Glomeromycota; Glomeromycetes; Diversisporales; Gigasporaceae.